Molecule: messenger RNA, 3080 nt
Organism: Acipenser ruthenus (sterlet)
Lineage: Eukaryota; Metazoa; Chordata; Actinopteri; Acipenseriformes; Acipenseridae
Product: poly(ADP-ribose) glycohydrolase
Exons: 16
Coding region: 232-2439 (735 amino acids)
Biological process (GO): regulation of DNA repair; carbohydrate metabolic process; nucleotide-sugar metabolic process
Cellular component (GO): cytoplasm; nucleus
Molecular function (GO): poly(ADP-ribose) glycohydrolase activity
Source: RefSeq, a predicted model, not a curated record
UUGCCCGCUGACCCUGCUCUGCUAUUGGCUGAGCGCUCCUCUCACACUCUCGGUAGGGCUGGUGCUUGCAUUGCAAAGACGCUCCGUGUUGGUGGCAGUAAAAGUUUCGCUUCAGGAAAAACCUGGCAUAUUUUAGUACAAACUGCGCUUGUUUUAGUAAAGUUUGUCGUGUUUGGAGGCGGCCGUGCACGCCCAGCCUAAAAGGACGUUCUGCGAAACUAAGAACCAGGAAUGUCUUUGAAAAACGUAAGAGACAGAAACGACAGCAACCAAAUGCGGGACCUGUUAAACCACGCACCGUCGUCCGGGCCCCAGGAGCCAGGGGAUUUACCAAGGGGAGAAAACAGCAAGCCACCCCCAAAGGGGUCCGCUGCUGAAGAGGAGAGCGACAGGGACAAGGAAGAGAAGAAAGGGGGAGAGGAGGGGGAGAGGAGGGGGGAGCCGAUGAGAGAGAGGGAGGAGCGGACGAGAGAGAGGGAGGAGUGGACGAGAGAGAGGGAAGAGCGGACGAGAGAGAGGGAGGAGCCGACGAGAGAGAGGGAGGAGCCGCGGAGAGAGAGGGAGGAGCGGACGAGAGAGAGGGAGGAGUGGACGAGAGAGAGGGAAGAGCGGACGAGAGAGAGGGAGGAGCCGCGGAGAGAGAGGGAGGAGCCGACGAGAGAGAGGGAGGAUCCGAGGAGAGAGAUGGAGGAUCCGACGAGAGAGAGGGAGGAGCCGAGGAGAGAGAGGGAGGAGCCGACGAGAGAGAGGGAAGAGCGGACGAGAGAGAGGGAGGAGCCGACGAGAGAGAGGGAGGAGCGGACGAGAGAGAGGGAGGAGCGGACGAGAGAGAGGGAGGAGCCGACGAGAGAGAGGGAAGAGCGGACGAGAGAGAGGGAGGAGCCGAUGGAAGUGGGGGUCAGCCCCAGCGGGGGGGCAGUGUGGCUGGGGGAGGAGCUGGCGUUGAUGAGGAGAGGCCUCGAGUACAGAGAGGACCCAGGAGAGCUGCAGUUUGGACCCAGGCACACCGUGCUCAUCAACCUUCUGGAUUUCAAAAAGGACAAGAAGCUGCGGCCGCAGCCUGGAUCCAAUUUGUGGAACAGUGACCACGUUAAAAUGCCAAACUCCACGAGGAACACGUUCAACAAGCAAGGGAUGUUUGGGAGUGACGAAAAACUUCGUUGGGAUUUGAUAAAAAAGAAGCUCAGCAAGCUGUCAAACGUCACUAAAUCUGAAACCAUCGAGGAGGUGAUCAAGUCCUACAAUGUGAAUUACAAGACCGAGUGGAAGUUUGAUGCGCUGCACAAAUACUUUGAGACUGAGGAGCCUAAGCGUGAGCUGUUUAGAGUUGUGAAGGCCAUGGCUGAACUGGCUCUCAAGCUACCAGACAUCUGCCCCAAAGCUAUCCCCCUCCUGAAGCAGGGCACGUCUCACUCCCUCACCCUGUCCCAGGAACAGAUCUCCUGCCUCCUGGCCAACGCCUUCUUCUGCACCUUCCCUCACCGUAACUCCACCCACCCGCGAGCCGAGUACAGCAACUACCCCGACAUCAACUUCAACAGGCUGUUUGGAGAAAGUUCAAAAAGGAAGCAACAAAAACUGAAGACAAUCUUCCAGUACUUCAGGAGUGUUACAGAGGAGCCUCCGCAGGGUCUGGUGACGUUCGAGAGACGAAGCCUUGCGGGACGAUGUGACUGGAAACGCUGUGAUUCCAAAAUCAGUAAACUUCACAUCACUUCAAUGGGCACAAUUGAGAAGGAUGGGACGGGAAUGCUCCAGGUUGAUUUUGCCUGUGCGAUGGUCGGCGGGGGGGUUCUGGGUUCUGGUCUGAUUCAGGAGGAGAUCCGGUUCCUGACCCACACGGAGCUCAUCGUGUCUCGACUCUUCACUGAGAAGCUGGGCGAUUGUGACGCGCUGUGCAUCACCGGGCCCCAGUGCUACAGCGAGUACUCCGGCUACAGCGACACGUACAGCUGGGACGGGCCUCACACAGACACCACAGACAGGGACAGGUGGAUGAGACGCUGCACUAAGAUCGUUGCCAUCGACGCCAUCAAAUUCAAAAAUGAACAGCAGCAGUUUGAGAUGAAAAACGUGGACAGAGAGCUCAACAAGGCGUACUGUGGGUUCAAACCCCGAGUUCAAGCACAGUGCUACCUCCCUGUGGCGACUGGGAACUGGGGCUGUGGAGCCUUCAAUGGAGACAUCAAGCUGAAAGCUCUCAUCCAGAUAAUGGCGGCCUCCAAGGCGAGCAGAGACAUCGUGUACUUUACCUUCGGCAACGAGGAGCUGGUGCAGGAGAUCUGGGACAUGCACAACUUCCUGCAAAAACAGCACUUCACAGUCGGUAAACUCUACAGUGUACUGGAGACGUACUGUGAAAGAAAGCGCUCCUGUUCAGCAGGGGACCUGUAUGAUUUUAUCUACCACUCCUACGCGGAUUUGAAAAGCAAACAUUAAAACAGCAGGCAAUCCCAGCCAGCCAGUUAACACGCAGCCUCUGAAUGCCAGUGUCCGGGUCUGGGUUUGAUAACUGAACCGGGGGGUCAAGUGACCCGACCGAAAGGGUUCGACGCGGUCAAAAAGAAAUGGCCUGAAAGAACAUUUAAAGAUACAGCUACUCCCUGACAACCCUAAACUACUUCCAAAUUUUAAACCGGUAUGAUUGACUGGGAAUAAAUCAUUAAAAAAGAGGGGGCAAUAUUAAUAUAUAAUGAAUGAUUAUUUUAAAACCUGAAUGCUUUGGCGCAGGAGUCUUUGUGAAGGAGAAGAAAUAACAGAUAAUGCAUACAUGACUGCAGUACACAGACAGAGACAGGAUGCUUUUGAUUUUCUGUUCAUGUUACAUUUUAUUCUUUGAUAUAAAUAUAUAUAAAUAAAUACUAAUAUCCACUAACUUCAUGAUUUAAUGAAGCUUCUUGACUUGUAUUGCUAAGAAAUAAAUAAUAAUAAUAAUAAGGGUAAGGUAUAGGGAGGAUGCAGAUUCAUUUUCUCAAGCGAUCACUGCCUCCAAUCAACUACACAGAACUCCUGUAUGUGUGUAACUGUGUGCUGUACACUGUGGUGUUAUCCAUGCAAAUAAACAACACUGUGUAAAUACA